Naegleria lovaniensis is the source of this 1224-nucleotide messenger RNA. RefSeq lists its product as uncharacterized. Lineage: Eukaryota; Heterolobosea; Eutetramitea; Acrasida; Naegleriidae. The coding region runs from base 1 to 1224 and encodes 407 amino acids. The transcript has a single exon. The record is from RefSeq and is a predicted model, not a curated record.
AUGUUUCCAAGACGAAAUCGAUACUCCUCCAAUCAUGAUCCUCCUCGAUCUGACAAUCUCUUCUCAUUGAUCACUGAAGGUCCAUUCCGACUCUCCAUUCAUGAUAAUCCAUUGAAAAAUGUAAGACAUUUAGGUGGAGUCAUGAAUAUUCAUUCCGAUCGUCCAUCAAACCCAACUCAAUUCGCUUGUUUACCUUCCGAAUUGUUCGGAGUGAUUUUAACCUUCAGUGGAAUACAAUGUCUAUCUCUUUUAUCCACUCUCAAUCGUACCAGUUUUGAAAAAUUUGAAAAUGAAGAUGAUUUGGUAUACAAAAUAUUAUUACAGACCUUGAUGAAAAAGGAUGAAGCCCAUGUCGAACAAGUACGUGAGAAAUUAGGAUUCACUUAUAAAUAUAGCUUGAAACAAUUAGUAAGAAGAUGUAACCGAGCGUUGGGAAAUGGAAAUUAUUUAUUUGAUACGUUGCACUUGUCCAGUGGAGAUGAAGAAGAGGAAUAUGGUGAAGUAGCAAACACAACAGAAUUAGAAACAAAAUGUGAACUUUGUCAGGUGAAAAUUCCAGAAUUUGAAAUAUUAUCUCUAACACAAUGUACAGUAGAAAUGAAUGUCUAUAUUGGAAAACCUUCCAAUGGAACCUUAAUCAAGUUAGGAAAUGAAAGUUUCACGUUGAGUUUAGAAAUGGAAGAUUCCAUAUUGAAGCUAGUAGAGAAUUGUUCAACCUUGCUCGCACACCAAUACAUCUGUUUUAAUGAAUGGACUCACAUUGCAAUUAUCACAAGUCCUUCUCCUUACUCGUCCAAUUACUACUCUCUUAGAUUAUUGCUAAAUGGAAUUGAAAUGAAUGUUUUAGAUCGUUGUACAGCACCUUCAGAUGUGACUCGAGUGGAUUUUUUGACGUGUUGGCAGAAUCAAGAAUUGAAAAAACCAUUGAUUGGAAAAUUCACAGAAGUACGAGUCUGGAAUUGUUCAAAACAAACAAAUGAUAUCACAAAAAACAUUCAAGCUCGAUUGAAUCCAUUUGUAAAAAGUGUGAAUAUGGAUCAUUUAAUGCUUUACUUUUAUCCUGACUUGGAAGAUGAAGAUUGCGAGACUUGUGUGAAAAACAAAUCUCCUCUCAAGGACAUGAAGAGCUUGGACAAUCAUUUAAUCAUUUCUCCAAAUGUAAAGAUUCGAAAAAUUGAAGCUAGACAGCCAGGAUUUUUUGACGAUCUUUGUAACAUUCUCUAA